Aspergillus niger is the source of this 2037-nucleotide messenger RNA. RefSeq lists its product as uncharacterized. The record is from RefSeq and is a predicted model, not a curated record. Gene Ontology annotation, cellular component: nucleus. Lineage: Eukaryota; Fungi; Ascomycota; Eurotiomycetes; Eurotiales; Aspergillaceae. The transcript is spliced from 2 exons. Gene Ontology annotation, molecular function: RNA binding; ATP binding; RNA helicase activity. Bases 1 to 2037 code for a protein of 678 amino acids.
AUGGCCGACAGCUUGAAGAUGGGAAACCUUUCCCUCAACGAGUCUCAGCACGCUCCUGCCCCUGCCCCCUCCACGGGUCGCGCCGCUUACAUCCCUCCCCAUCUUCGCGGACGCCAGAUGGGUGGAAACAUGGACGGUGCUGCCGCCGCUGCCCCUCCCCCCGGUCCCGCCGCUGGCCCUGGCAACUCCUGGGGUGGUCCUAGAGGCGGCCCUCGUGGUGGCCAGUGGGCCAACGCCAACGCUCCUGAUUUCAGCCCUCGCGGUCCCAAUGGUAACACUAGCUGGAGCCCUCACGAAGCUCGCCGGCCCUUUAAUCCAAAUGCUUACGGACACCCAGGUCACGGAGGUUCUUAUGGAAGUGGAGGUGGUUCUGCCCGAGGCUCUGGAGAUGGCCAGUGGCGUGACGGCAAGCACAUUCCCGGUCCUGCCAAUCCCCGUCUCGAACGCGAACUGUUCGGUCUUCCCAACGAUCCCACCAAGCAAAACACUGGCAUCAACUUUGCCAACUACGACGACAUCCCCGUGGAGGCCUCUGGUCACGAUGUCCCGGAGCCGGUCAACGCCUUCACCAACCCGCCCCUGGAUGACCACCUGAUCGAGAACAUCAAGCUCGCCCACUACCAGACUCCCACUCCCGUCCAGAAGUAUUCCAUCCCCAUCGUCAUGAACGGCCGCGACUUGAUGGCCUGCGCCCAGACUGGUUCCGGAAAGACUGGUGGUUUCCUCUUCCCUAUUUUGUCUCAGGCUUAUCAGAACGGUCCUUCCGCUGCUCCUGCCCAGGCCGGCGGCCAAUUUGGCUACGGACGUCAACGCAAGGCGUACCCGACCUCCCUCAUUCUCGCCCCCACCCGUGAGCUUGUUUCCCAGAUUUUCGAUGAGGCCCGCAAGUUCGCCUACCGCUCUUGGGUCCGCCCUUGUGUUGUGUACGGUGGUGCCGAUAUCGGCUCCCAGCUCCGCCAGAUCGAGCGCGGAUGUGAUCUUCUGGUUGCUACUCCUGGUCGUCUUGUCGAUCUUAUCGAGCGUGGCCGCAUCUCUCUGGUCAACAUCAAGUACCUGAUUCUCGAUGAGGCCGAUCGUAUGUUGGACAUGGGUUUCGAGCCCCAGAUUCGCCGCAUUGUGGAAGGCGAGGAUAUGCCCCACGUGAACGACCGCCAGACGCUGAUGUUUUCGGCCACCUUCCCCCGUGACAUCCAGAUGCUGGCUCGCGACUUCUUGAAGGACUACGUCUUCCUGUCCGUCGGCCGUGUCGGUUCUACCUCUGAGAACAUCACCCAGAAGGUUGAAUACGUUGAGGACCACGACAAGCGCUCCGUCCUCUUGGAUAUCCUCCACACGCACGGCACUAGCGGUCUGACCCUCAUCUUCGUCGAAACCAAGCGUAUGGCCGACUCCCUGUCCGACUUCCUUCUCAACCAGCGUUUCCCCGCCACCGCUAUUCACGGUGAUCGUACCCAGCGUGAGCGUGAGCGUGCUUUGGAAAUGUUCCGCUCUGGCCGUUGCCCUAUCCUUGUUGCCACUGCUGUUGCUGCUCGUGGUCUCGAUAUCCCCAAUGUUACCCACGUCAUCAACUACGACUUGCCUACCGACAUCGAUGACUAUGUUCACCGUAUCGGUCGUACUGGUCGUGCCGGUAACACUGGUAUCGCCACUGCUUUCUUCAACCGUGGUAACCGGGGUGUUGUCCGCGACCUGAUUGAUCUCCUGAAGGAGGCUCAUCAGGAGGUCCCCUCCUUCCUCGAGAGCAUUGCUCGUGAGGGCAGCGGCUAUGGUGGUCGUGGCGGCCGUGGUGGCCGUGGUCGUGGCGCCAACGCUACCCGUGACAUGCGUCGCAUGGGCGGUGGUAUGGGCGGUCCUCCCUCCUUUGGUGGCAGCAGCUACGGUGCACCUGGCGGCAGCUAUGGUGGCGGCGGCGGCGGCAGCAGCAGCUAUGGCGCUCCUCCCUCCUAUGGAGGCGGUGGUGGCUAUGGCGGCGGCGGCAGCUACGGUGGUGGUUACGGCAACCCGUCCGGCCCUACUGGACCUUCUUCCUGGUGGUAA